Symbiodinium natans is the source of this 1596-nucleotide messenger RNA. The record is from the annotation of a GenBank genome assembly. Lineage: Eukaryota; Dinophyceae; Suessiales; Symbiodiniaceae.
AUGCUGCUCAACAAUGCUAGCUCGGCCGGCUCGACGAACCUCGCCUGCCAGGAGGCCCUGCCGUACCUGGAGUGUUCCGGGACGGAGUUUGAUGCACGCUGGACAGAGCUGCGCCUGGCCAGCAUAGUGCACCGAGAGGCGGGUCUGCGCUGGCAAGAUGAAGGUGGCGACGGAGCCCGAAAGAUCUUCGACUUGAGCACCUUUCUGGUUGGAACCUGGUGGCAGCAGCUUUCCAUGGCACCGAUCACCUUCGACUUAGUGAUGAAGCGCCUCCAGCCGCCCUCGAGCCUUGGGGGCCUCUGCUUCUAUGGCCUCGUGACCGCCAUCUUCCUUCGCUCCCAGUUCCUUUCGGAGAACCUCGGCCAUCACCAGGAGGCUUUGGACGGACUGCAGGAUGGCCUUUCUCUCUUGGGAGCACGUCUUCACCUGGAUUUCGUCCGCGAGGCGAGCUCAUGGCCAUUUGGGGCCUUGGACUUUCGUGUGAACCGGGACAACCUGCAGACGUGGGUUGGCCGAGAGCAGGGCAAACGGACCGACGGGCCAGCAUCGUUCCGCACCUCACCGUUCACCGGCCUCCAGGAGCCGAGGCCCAGGCUGGUGGCACGCACGCAGGCAUCAUGGCGUCGUCUGGAGUCCCCAGGCUGGCGCAGAGAAAAGCGCGUCCUGGGGCUCGCUGUCUUCGGUGUGCACUCCACCCUCGUUCUCGAGCCUGCGACCAUGCUGAAGGCCGCGUUGCGGCCCUGGACCACCCGCGUACAGAUCUUUAUGCGAGACUGCCCGCGGGGAAAUGCUGCCUGGUCGCACCACUGCGCGCUGCAGUGCCAAGCGCUCGGGAGCUGCGAGCCGGGCUCAGAAGGUAGCAGUCAGCUGUGGGUGGACCUUGUGCACAUGUUCGAGGAAGCAAUCCACGAGCGACAGAGAUACUACCAGGUCGCUGACUACCUCACCGUCCUAGCUGAGAUGCACCGCCUGGAUGCAGAGCUGCGUGGGGCAGAGAUGUAUGUCUGCACAGCUCCUCUAGUGUGUAGCCUCCUGCGGACGGUGGUCGAGAAGCCUCUGCUGGCAUAUCUGGGCAUGCAGCUGCAUGUGAACGUUGAUAGGCAGACGGACCAGCUGUGGCUCAUGCACUUCCAGGCCAUGACCAGAGACCGGGAGGGCAAUGUUUGGGCGGCCCACAACUUUGCCUUGCGAGAGCAGAUCCGGUAUGCCACCGGAGUCCAGCUGGAGGUUGUCCGGCCCAGGGCCCUCUACGUGCAACGACCUUCCAAGCUGUACCGCACCUCGCCGGGCAAAGCAUACCGGCGCCAGGUGCUGUUUUUCCGCAGCAGCUACUUCCAACUCUCGCUGUUCCUUCCGGUCCUGGAGGCCCACCUUGAUGCCUGCGGCUCGCAGCUGCCUCUGGCUCUGCGCGUGGUUCGAAGCAGCGGAGAUUUCGUGCCAUUUCGACAGAUGGCCCAAUUCAAGGCGGCGGUGCUCUUCCCAUGGGAUCCGGCCUUGAUGGCCUUCUACGAGCUCUACAGCUUGGGGCCGGCGCUGCUCCUCCCAAGGAGCGCGUGGAUCUUCAAGAUUCAGCACCUCAGAGCUCGGUGCCGUUGA